GGCAGCCAGAACCCGGAAGCUGCGCGGUUUGGCUCUUCUAGGCUUUCCGGCUCCUCCAUUCAUUGACUCACCAUUUAGAGGACUGCAAGCAAUUCAAGAUGAUAUCUGAGCCAUUGUGCUCCAGGGUGAGAUGACCACUGCCCAGGACACAGCUAAAGACCACUGCCUGGGGCACAGCUUAAGACCACUACCCAGGGGGAGAAUGCUGGAGGUCUGAGGCCCCUAUCCCACGUGUCCAAUACAAGCAAAGGAUGAGGACACGGCCUCUGAGUCCAGACAAUUUCUGCCUCUUCUCAACCAUGAGCUCCUGAGGUAGUUACUGAACCACUCCAGCACAGUGUCCUCGUUUGUGAGUUGGAGAUAAUGCCUGUAGAAUUGGCUGCCCUGCGGUUAGAAAUAACACAAGUGUGAGCUGGAUCCCUGGAAGGCACUUGGUGGGGACUGUAUUUGCAUAAAAGCCCCAGAAAACUCCCUGGCCUUUGUCACAGUUAGUCUCUGCACACAGUAAGUCUUUUAAAUCGUUCCGAGUCUCUGGUCUGUGUUCAAGGAUUCAAAGAUAAGCGAGCAAAUCUUGUUCUCCCACCUAAGAGGCCUAGGGGCCUGAGAUGCCCUGCCUUGUUGCUAGUGGUGCCUUACGCAGCCGGGGUGACCCCUCCUUCUCCGUGAGGGACAGGCGGGAGAAAGGCCUGACUAGGAUCGCGCUUACAAGUCUGGCAUACCCUGCCGCUUGGUCAGGGUAGCCAGGUCCCUCAGCUCGUCCCCGUGUAGCUCUCGAAAGUGUCUACACUAGACCCUCCGCGGCGCGCCUGCAACUCCGCUGCCGAAAGUGCCGGGGUCGCCACGCCCGCACCAGCAGGAGCAGGACUUAGCAGCAAAGGCAUUUUCUCCCAGCCUACGCCCCGUAGAGGAGCUGCAACGCGCCCCACCCAAGGACCAGCAUCUUUCUUCCGCCACGCCCCAUUGCUCAGGCCCUCCCCUCUCGGGGACCACGCCCCGUUCAGCCCCCGCCCCGCCCCGGCGCUGCCCCUCCCUCAAGCCACGCCCCAUAGCUAGACUCCGCCCCACGCCCAGACCACGCCUCGCCCCGACUACACCCCCUCCAGUGGACUGCGCGGCGGGAUGCGUGCAGGGCUCGUCGUGCGCGGUGGGAGGCGGUGCCCGGCUGGCCGCGCGCAUCAUGGGGAACAAGCAGACCAUCUUCACUGAUGAGCAGCUGGACAACUACCAGAUCCAUCCCCCAGACCCCCUCAAGCUCCAGAGCAUUGCUGGCUGCCUUGCCCAGACCCCAGGCUGCUUGCUCCUCCAGCUGAUCAGUGAAGACUGCACGUUCUUCAAUAAGAAUGACAUCCUCAAGCUCCAUGCGAGGUUCUACGAGCUGGCCCCCAACCUCGUCCCCAUGGACUACAGGAAGAGCCCCAUCGUCCAUGUGCCCAUGAACCUCAUCAUCCAGAUGCCGGAGCUCCGGGAGAAUCCCUUCAAGGAGAGGAUAGUGGAGUCCUUCUCCCAGGACGGCGACGGGAACCUCACCUUUGACGACUUCGUGGACAUGUUCUCCGUGCUCUGCGAGUCGGCCCCCCGAGACCUCAAGGCCAACUACGCCUUCAAGAUCUACGACUUCAACACCGACAACUUCAUCUGCAAAGAGGACCUAGAGAUGACGCUGGCCCGGCUCACCAAGUCGGAGCUGGAGGAGGACGAGGUGGUGCUCGUGUGUGACAAGGUCAUCGAGGAGGCCGACCUGGACGGCGACGGCAAGCUGGGCUUGUCCGACUUCGAGGACAUGAUCGCCAAGUCCCCCGACUUCCUCAGCACCUUCCACAUCCGGAUCUGAGGCCCUGGCCAGGGUCGCAAGGCCCCAGAGCCCACCGUCCUCCUCGGCCAUCUACACAGUUGUAACCUCCAAGCUCCCAGCACAGGAGCUGCAGCCUCCAGGGUUUACACCCACGAACAAUAUCUUGGCCCUUUGAGCAAAAAAGAAAA
Molecule: messenger RNA, 1980 nt
Organism: Artibeus jamaicensis (Jamaican fruit-eating bat)
Lineage: Eukaryota; Metazoa; Chordata; Mammalia; Chiroptera; Phyllostomidae
Gene: CIB2
Product: calcium and integrin binding family member 2
Exons: 9
Coding region: 1178-1831 (217 amino acids)
Molecular function (GO): calcium ion binding
Source: RefSeq, a predicted model, not a curated record